GAUAGAAGUUGCUUGAAAGUUGUCGAUGCGUCCCUGUGUUUGACUUCAGAUCUGAGAAUUUUCCUUCUUUUUUUUUUUUACUGAAUCUUUAUAUAUAAAGACUUCAUUAAGUUCACCAGCAUGGGACGACUCAACACUGAUGCUCUCACCAUCGGUGUCCCUCCCUGUGUUUUCCUGCAUGGGAUUCUCCUAAACCAGGCAUAAAGGAAUCUACUUUCUCUGCUACUGCGAUCAGGUCGGCGGAGACAUGGGUUUGUGCACAGCCGUCAAAAAGGUCUCACGACGUGGCAAAUAUCUUGUUCUGAUUGGUCUUUUGUUGUCGGUGCUGGCUUGGAUAACCACCUUUUCUGGGGAGACUGACAAAACCUUUAAUGUUAUCCUUGCUCCAUCACAAACUAUUGUUAGUGAAAACAAACUGAGGGAAAAAUUAAUCUCUCAGACUGCAGAAACCAGUCGUUUAAAUAUUUCAGCAGAAAAAGAGGAGUGUCCAGAAGAAUCUCCACUGUUAGUGGGAGCUUCGAAGCUGUCCUUUGAACCUUCAUUGACUCUUAAGGAUGUAGAGAAUGAAAACAAAGAAGUGACUGAGGGAGAGUAUGAGCCCUCGUAUUGUAAGGCAAAGCACAGCGUAGCCAUCCUCAUUCCACAUCGCCAGCGGGAGAAGCACCUCCUCUAUCUCCUACAUCACCUGCACCCAUUCCUGCAACGGCAGCAGCUACACUACUCCAUCUAUGUCAUCCAUCAGGCUGGUGAUGCGACCUUCAACCGAGCAAAGUUACUUAAUGUUGGAUAUUUGGAGGCAAUUAAGGACUUUAGCUGGGGAUGCUUCAUCUUCCAUGAUGUUGAUCUGGUCCCUGAGAAUGAUCACAAUUUAUACAUCUGUGACCAGCAGCCCAAACACCUGGUAGUUGGCCGUAAUGCUACAGGAUACAAGCUGCGCUACAAAGGCUACUUUGGUGGAGUCACUGCCAUGACCAAAGACCAGUUUUUUAAAGUAAAUGGAUUCUCAAACAACUACUGGGGAUGGGGUGGAGAAGAUGAUGACCUUAGGGUCAGGGUUGAACAGCAAAAAAUGACGAUUGUGCGCCCCCCGGCUGAUGUAGCGCGCUACACCAUGGUGUUUCACAAACGAGACACUGGAAAUCAGAUUAACAAAGACAGGAUGCGGCUGUUAGGACAAACCUUGAAGAUGUGGAGAAGUGAUGGACUCAACAGCUGCUCUUAUAAGACUUUAUCAGUUGAGAGGCCUCCUCUCUAUGUGAACGUUACUGUGGACAUUGGUCAGCCAAACAGCUGAGAUCUCCAAAUAAGCUGUAUACUAUUCUAUAAAGUCAAGACCACUGUGAGGAGAAAAGUUUUAAGAUAACUAAGAGACUAAAUGCCUGUUUAAGUGCGCUAAGAUGACAUUCUAGAUAUUCAAAACAGUUUUGCAUAUCACUCUUCUCAAUUCCUAGAGGUUGCAGGAGUUGGAUCCACCUUUUUUUACAGUAGCUUUUAAAUGUUUUUGAACCGUUGUUACCCAUCAGACAUUAAUUGUCACACAGAUAUGCCUUGUUUUUCCCCCACCCCCACUUUAUACUGACUAGGUACUUGUUUUGUCAUCUGAGAAGCUUUGUCUAGUCUGGAUAUAAGCAAACAAUCAACAGGAUUCUUAAGCAGUAGGAUUGCCUAAAUAUGUUAUCCAUAUGCUCUUAGUUAUAUAUUUGAUUGUUUUGUUUUUUUCCUGAGGUUAUAGCUUCGAGAGUUUCUGGACCAUGCAUUUACAUGUGUAAAUUUGGUUUAAUUCCUCCAGAUAAAUAGCUGAAAUUCAGUCAUACUGGAUGGAAAGUGGCUGUAAACAUCAAUAUUUAGGUCUUGUAACAGUUUCUCAGUUUGAUUUAGGUGUAGUCCGAUUUAACGACUAAUUAUAUUUUAUUCUUUGUGGUUCUGGUUGUAGGUUUAUUGGGUUCUGCUGGGACAGUUCUUCCACAAUUUCCCACCUUUUAAACUCAUCUAGCUCCUCCAUUCUGGUCACAUUCUUUUUCCUUACUGCAAUACAGGGGGUUGGUUUUCUGAAACAUCUAAUAUUUUGCAUAUUACAUCAGUGUUGGCCUUUGACCGUAGUUCCCUCUUUUGCAGCAGACGUGUCCAGUCUAAAUCCAGUCCCUACAGGAUAAUGAUAUGCAUGUUUGUAUUUGUUUGGUUCCUGCUCUGACACAGCAGAAUUAUGUUCCACAGGAACCUCUCUUAUAACCCAUUGUUUGAUCCAGAUGUGAGUUCAUUAAAGUUAGAUUAUAGCAUAACUAUAUUUGAAAGACAAAAGUACUUUUUAAAAAUUUGCUACACAUCUCCAGCUGUGUCAUUUUAUAUUAUACAUUUAUGACAGGAUAAUGUUUGCCAUACUGCUCAGAAUUAUGCUGAAGUACAGGUCUUAUCUGAGCAAACCUAUAAAGUUGUUGACAGCCCAUCCCAGUGAUUUAAUAAUUUACUGACAGGUUAUGGGGAUUUAGAUUUGAAAAAGUUGAUGGAACGUCUGUGUCCUAAAAUAAAAAGUUUCUACUAAAUUAAGUAAUAUGAUAUUACUAGUCUAAAUCCAGUCAUGCUGUUAGAUAUGGUAUAAUGGUUUUAGUGGUGGAUUUGUUCCAUUUUAGGGUGUGUUUUUUUUAAUGACACUGACCAUUUUAACUUUGAAGUUUUCAGAUGUUUUCUGCAAAUUCCGUUAUAUCUUCAUAGUCUUCCAUAUGCAGAGUAGUCCAAAGCUAUACCUUUAUUUUUAGGAUAGUUGAAAAAAAAUCUGCUCAGAUAACUUAAGUUAUGCUUACAAUCAAAUGAAAGUUUUUCUUAGAAAUGAGUUUCAGCGAGAAGAAAUGUAUAUCAUUUUUGAAAACUUUUUAAGAGCCCCAUGCUCUCUUUAGUUUGUGGGAACUAAUUGGUGAUGGGAUAUAUACCACUUUUUUAAUUUUAGAGAAAAUCAAUAACUAACUGAAGGGAAAAUAUAAUCUUUGCUUGUAUAGUUGAUUGACUGACAUUAAUUGAAUGAUUUUCUUUUUUAAAGAGUGCUCGGGCUGUGGCAGUCACUAGGUCACUCCUUGUAUGAUUGUGUCUAAGGUGUCAGAAUGACCAAAGGUUUUUUUUCGUGAAAGCAUUGUUUGUUUGUGAGAAAUAGUUUUGCACUCCUAAUAAUCAGCAGUAUGCUCUAGAACUGGAAGUUUAAAAUAUAUUUUAAACUCUAAAUCAGAGGUCUUCAACAGGGGGCCCGUGACCCCUAGGGGGUCCACAGAAGUACUGCAUGGGGUUCGCUAAAUUUUUGGGUGAUUAGACUUUUUUUUUUUUAUAUUCCCCCCCUGCAAUUUUUUCCACUAAUUUAAAUGUUUUUGAAUUAACAUGAAUUCAACACUAUGUAGUAAAUAGAUAAAUGGAGGCGGAAGAUGUCUUUCAGUCAUCAAUGCAAACAUUCAGCGACACAAAGGAGCUCUUUCAAGCUGGACACUGUUUCAUUCUCAACACCUCAAAGAGGAAUCCGAUUCGGAAAUGCUUAAAUAAUCCCAGACCGAAAAUACUUUUGUGAAAUAGAGAAACUUUUUCCUACUUCUCCUUACUGAAUGUUUUUUUUUUUUUUUUUUUUUUUUUUGUAGAGGAUUAAUGUGGAGAUUGGUAUAGAAAACAGGCAUCAUUCUAAAUUGCAGAACUUUGCUAUACAGACUAUUUAAGAUUGUGACUAGAAACUUUUUAAAGUAUGUUGAUUUUGUGUGGAUGUCCAAAAGCAAAACAAAACAAGACUAUGGUUUCGUUGAUCUUUUUUUAAUCUUUAGGUUUUUACAAGCUGAUAAUAAAAAUUGUACUUU
Molecule: messenger RNA, 3821 nt
Organism: Cyprinodon variegatus (sheepshead minnow)
Lineage: Eukaryota; Metazoa; Chordata; Actinopteri; Cyprinodontiformes; Cyprinodontidae
Gene: b4galt4
Product: UDP-Gal:betaGlcNAc beta 1,4- galactosyltransferase, polypeptide 4
Exons: 7
Coding region: 248-1294 (348 amino acids)
Biological process (GO): carbohydrate metabolic process
Molecular function (GO): glycosyltransferase activity
Source: RefSeq, a predicted model, not a curated record